Eublepharis macularius is the source of this 7301-nucleotide messenger RNA. RefSeq names its product GATA binding protein 1 (gene GATA1). The record is from RefSeq and is a predicted model, not a curated record. Gene Ontology annotation, biological process: cell fate commitment; positive regulation of transcription by RNA polymerase II; negative regulation of transcription by RNA polymerase II. Bases 207 to 1358 code for a protein of 383 amino acids. Gene Ontology annotation, molecular function: DNA-binding transcription factor activity, RNA polymerase II-specific; zinc ion binding; RNA polymerase II cis-regulatory region sequence-specific DNA binding. Gene Ontology annotation, cellular component: nucleus. Lineage: Eukaryota; Metazoa; Chordata; Lepidosauria; Squamata; Eublepharidae. The transcript has 6 exons.
UCUUCUUUGCACUUUCUCUGCCUGCCAUCAACAGAGUCUGGGACCUUGUAGGAGAACUUGCUUGCGGCAGAGCGGGGAGAAGUGGCAAGUGGGGGGAACGUUCUCCAGUGUGAAUCCAGCCCUGUCUCCUGGUCUUCGUGGAGCAAGACGGGUUCAAAAAAGUGGCCAAGGUCCACUAUUUGUCAGAAGAGACUUGAGUGUGGGCAAUGGAUUACUCUGCCAUGGGGGAACAAGAACCUGCCCCCCAUUAUUUGGAGCCUUCUCACUUGCAAGCCAACGAGGAGUCUGAUCUCUUCUUCACUGGUUCAGAGGGUGUCGAUUCUGGAGCUGUGCCUACAUAUUUCUCUCGUAUGUCUGAAUCCUACAGAAGUUCUCCAGUACGGCAAUUGUAUCCAGUUCUCAAUGGUUUGCAAUGGGUGGAUGGGCACCCUUACAGCACAGCAGCGUGGGCCUCCAACUCUUCUGGGAAACCUCCCGCUGGACUUCCGAUCUACACCUCUGCUUCUUCAACAUACCAGCCCCUCCAAGGCCCUCCUUCGCCCAAGGACCUGUCCCCCGAAGACAAGGGGAGCCCCAGAUUCCUGGAGAUGUUGAAAACAGAGAGGUUGAGUCCCACCCACACUGAACUGCUUCCAUUGGGGACUUCAGCUGGAGCAGUUCAUACCCCUUACACAAUGGGGCAAGAGUACGGAUACUUCCAACCACCUGGGAGCCCUCUGACAGCGGGAUAUUCCUCCAAACUGCGGGGGGGAGUGCAGCUCUCCCCCAAUGAGGCACGCGAAUGUGUGAACUGUGGGGCCACGGCCACGCCACUGUGGCGAAGAGAUGGCACAGGCCACUAUCUCUGUAAUGCUUGUGGACUCUAUCACAAGAUGAAUGGGCAGAACCGGCCCCUGAUCCGGCCCAAGAAGCGCCUGAUUGUCAGCAAGCGAGCGGGGACCCAGUGCAGUAACUGCCAGACAACGACAACCACCCUCUGGCGCCGCAACAUGAAUGGGGAACCCGUAUGCAAUGCCUGCGGCCUCUACUUCAAGCUGCACAAUGUGAACCGUCCCCUGGCAAUGCGCAAGGACGGGAUCCAGACACGGAAUCGUAAGGUUUCCUCGGCCAAGUCCAAGAAGCGCAAGGGAAGUUCUGGGGAUGCUGCAAUGGCAUUGAAUACCUCCUUAGAGCUACUGCCGCCUCCCUUGACAGGGGAUGAAGCUGCUGCCCUCUACACCUUCAACCCCAUGAUGCUAUCAGGACAUCUUCUCCCGUUUGGACCCAACCCUCAUCUCCUAGGGGCUCCCCCUGGCUUUCCUCCACAACCUUCUCCUGCCCCGCACAGCUCCCCUGGGGUUGUCUCUGCACUGGUGUAAAGGCCUCUCUAACACACGCAUCUACGUACAAUGACUCUGGGCCAUCAUUAAGGUGGGAGGAUUUUACUCGAGCAGUAAGCUUUGGGAGCAGAUGUAUGAACCGCUUGCGGCCUGGGUCCCCUCAGCUCAUCAGAGAAGACCGAGACUUCCUAUAAUAUAGAUCACACAAAACGAGGUGGUAAAACUGUUCCCAGAGUGAACCACUUCUGGAGUGGGGAGCGGGGAGGUGACAGGCAAGGAAGAAAUCCCGGCCCAUAUAAAGCUAGCAUGUCAGGAACAAACCUCGAGCUUACCUUUCCCCCCGAUGUCUCUAGGCUGGAAGAUUACAUCUAUCUUAUAGGAAGAUACAGCCUAGGAACAGCUUUGCCACCACAUGUGAACUGGUACAUGGAUUGAAGCAAGCUACCCAUCCAGCAACCUUUAUAUGCUUGUCUAUCCAGCUUCAUAUACUCCCUUUUUUGCACACUCUGCUAGAAUCCCCCCUUCACAGCCCAUCUGGGUACUGCCAUCCCCGCUAGGGUUGCCAGCUCCAAGUUGGGAAAUUCCUGGAGAUCUGGAGGGUGAAACCUGGAGAAACCUGGAGAAAGUGGGGUUUGUGGAGGAAAAGGAACUUGGCAUGGCAUAAUUCCAUAGACUCCACCCCCAAAUUAGCCAUUUUCUCUAGGUGAACUGAUCUCUGUGGCCUGGAGAUCAGUUGUAAUUCCAGGAGAUCUCCAGCCACUACCUGGAGGCUGGCAACCCUCAUCCCCGCGGGCAAGCUGUGUCCAUCUGCACAGCUAUGCACCCAUUCCCAUGAGAUCUCUUGGAGCUCUAGAGCUGAAAGAGGCCCUCUAGUCCAACCCCCUGCCCAACGCAGGCAAUCCAAAGUUAGAGCCUCAACAACAGCAUCUGAAGAACUCCAAGAGAGUGAAAACCAAUAACACAGUGGUUCUAUUGCUGAACCACUCCUAUGGUUAGGGUGUUCCUAACAUUCAACCAAAAAUUUACCUUCCUAUUGCUCCUUCUCCUGUAGCUGGAUGCUUCUGCAACACGCCAGGGCUGGACUACAUGUUGUGAACAGGCUACCCAGAAACAUUUUGUGACAGUUCAGACCAGGGCUGUAUUAGUCAUAAGGCUGACUAGGCUGAAGCCUAGGUCAGGGCCGUAUUAGUCAUAAGGCUAACUAGGCCGAAGCCUAGGUCAGGGCCGUAUUAGUCAUAAGGCUGACUAGGCCGAAGCCUAGGUCAGGGCUGUAUUAGUCAUAAUGCUGACUGGGCUGAAGCCUAGGUCAGGGCCGUAUUAGUCAUAAGGCUGACUAGGCCGAAGCCUAGGUCAGGGCCGUAUUAGUCAUAAGGCUGACUAGGCCGAAGCCUAGGUCAGGGCCGUAUUAGUCAUAAUGCUGACUAGGCUGAAGCCUAGGUCAGGGCCGUAUUAGUCAUAAGGCUGACUAGGCCGAAGCCUAGGUCAGGGCCGUAUUAGUCAUAAUGCUGACUGGGCUGAAGCCUAGGUCAGGGCCGUAUUAGUCAUAAGGCUGACUAGGCCGAAGCCUAGGUCAGGGCCGUAUUAGUCAUAAGGCUGACUAGGCCGAAGCCUAGGUCAGGGCCGUAUUAGUCAUAAUGCUGACUAGGCUGAAGCCUAGGUCAGGGCCGUAUUAGUCAUAAGGCUGACUAGGCCGAAGCCUAGGUCAGGGCCGUAUUAGUCAUAAGGCUGACUAGGCCGAAGCCUAGGUCAGGGCCGUAUUAGUCAUAAGGCUGACUAGGCCGAAGCCUAGGUCAGGGCUGUAUUAGUCAUAAGGCUGACUAGGCCAAAGCCUAGGUCAGGGCCGUAUUAGUCAUAAGGCUGACUAGGCCGAAGCCUUGGGGCCCCGCAGGGACUAGGGGCUCAUCCAUUUUUUUUUGCUGAGGCACACUCCCACAAAAAUUACAAUUAAUCAAUUCUCUUAUAUAACCUCUAUUAAUAAAAUAAUUAACUGCUUCCUUAUUGAAGUGAAACAAAUUGUCUCUUAUAUUAAAACAAUUAUUCUUAAAUUACAUUUUUAAUAAAUAAUUAAAAAAUUAAGAUAUUACAGUAUUGGACAAUUAUACCCCCAAAAUUUGCUUUCCUGAAGAGUUCUACUCGUGCAAUAAAAAUAUUUUUUAAAUUGUGAAUAGAAUUCUUCAGGAGAAUGGAUAUAGGGCUAUGUACUGUGGUAUAGUACCUACCAUACCAGGGUCAGGCUGUCAGCUGUAGUGGGCUGAAAGAUUGAAGUGCUGGAGGGGCCCCGAAAUACCUGAAAGCCUAGGGGCCCAGCCAUGGUUUAAUACGGCCCUGGUUCAGACUGUUAAGCAGAGUGCAGACCUGACACAAGGAGAAACCUUCAUUUUGCAUACCAUCAUCCAACUAGGAUUGUCAGCUUCCUUGUGGGGGUCGGAGUCCUCCCAGAGUCCGCCACCCCACAGGGAUCCGUUCCCUUGGAGGAAAUGGCCAUUUCAGAGGAUGGACUUUAUGGCAUCACAUCUCUGCUGAGCUCCCCCAAACUCCAUUCCAAAUCUCCAGGAAUUUCCUAACCUAGUCUUUUGGUGCUACACCUCUGAAGAUGCCAGCCACAGCUGCUGGCGAAACGUCAGGAACUACAAUGCCAAGACCACGGCAAUACAGCCCGGAAAACCCACAACAACCAUCGUUCUCCGGCCGUGAAAGCCUUCGACAAUACUUCCUAACCUAGAUUUGGCAACCCAAUAUCCAACAUAUGCAAACUCCAGUUUGCGCCUCAGGCACAUCUGAUAACCUUGUAAAUGGGGCCCUUCCUUUUUCACUCAAUUGAUCUAUGGACCUCUAUUCGUAGUUUGCCGCAUCCUGAUUCUCACCUCUCUAUUCCCAAAUAUCUGUCUGUCCUCCCCAUCUCAUAUCUAAUUAAUUAAGCACCCAGAGACUUCCCACCCAGCUUCCCUAAAAGCUACUGAACUGGCUUCUUUCCAUUGUAUGUCUCAGCUACUUUCACCCAUGCAAGCCAAGAUACAGGGAAAGGGAAUUUCAGUGCUACCGCACCCUGUAGAGGACAUCAAUGGAGGCUGUGGCGGAGAAUUCCCAUGAUGGAUUUCAGCUGCCCUCCCCUGUUUAAUCACUAGUUGAUACAAUCAGCAGUAUCCAAAGUCAAACCUUUUAACUGCAGAUGAAAGAAUCGCAUGUUAUUGCCUCCUUAAGAUGUAUCAUUUCUGGAUAUUUUGAACCCAUGGAGGGGAAAAGGGUUUUUUUUCUGGGUUGUUUUGGAAAAAUGAGAAACAGAAAUUGUGCGGAAAUUUGAAAUAUAUACAAUGCUUACAGUGUAGUCCUAAGAUAAACCCUUCUACGGCCAUUAAAGACAAAGGGCUUAGAAGGGUAUAACUCUGUUUAGGAUUAGAGAUGGGCACGAACAGCAAUGCGAAUUAAAAAAACCCACGAACAGCCCAAUCUGCUGUUCACAAACAAGCUGUUUGGGAAGCCCCAUUCUAAAUAUAUGAAAGUCUGUCAUUUGGAGGAGGGCAAGGAGCUGUUCCAGUUGGCAGCAGAGGGUAGGACGCGAAGCAAUGGGCUAAAACUACACGCACAAAGGUACCGGCUGGAUAUUAGGAAAAACUUUUUCACGGUCAGAGUAGUUCAAAAGUGGAAUCAGCUGCCUAGGGAGGUGGUGAGCUCCCCUUCACUGAGUUUUCAAGAAGAGGCUGGAUGAAUACUUGUUAGAGAUGCUUUAGGCUGAUCCUGCACUGGGCAGGGGGUUGGACUAGAUGGUCUGUAUGGCCCCUUCCAACUCUGUGAUUCUGUGAUUCUAUGAAAUGAACAGGUGGUCAUUGCAAGCCUUCGUUGCUGUUGUUGCUGUUCGUCAAGCCAGACAGUCUGGCACCUGCAAUCAAUUCCCUUGGCAACUUAGGCAGGGAUUGUCUGAACUCUGUCUGAACUCCUGCUGUUGCCCUGGAAACCCCAAUCUAAGCCCAAUUUAGCUUGAUAGGCAGGUCUUCCUUCCAAGUGUGGACUGGAGCUCCAAAUUUGUUAUAAGAGGAAAAGACGAGCGGGGAGGGAGGGCUCCCAGCUCUGGCUUUCAGGGAGAGACAGCUGUUGUUAGAGAGUCAGGGUGAGUGCAUUGGAGCUUGAAUUUUCUUUGUGUGUGGUGGGAUAGGGAUCUACCCCUUCAGGUUCCAGGGCUGCUGCCAGGCUCUGGGGCCUAGCUAUUAUUUAUUAUUGGUACAUUUCCUGCUGCCUGCUCAGGUAGGGUUUCUGGGAGUGGUGCGGUAGGGAUCUUGAUGGCUAGAGGAGAGCCUGCUGGCCCCCACGAACAACAAACAAUGAACAUGUUCGUGAACAGGAUCAUGUUCGUCAAUGUUCGUUGUUUGUUGUUCAUGGAUGGCAACGAACAAUGAACAUCAUGUUUGUUUUUUCUGUUCAUGCCCAUGUCUACUUAGGAUUGCACUGUUACACUCCUAUCAAGCCUAAACUUAUUUUAUUGCUUUACCAACAUAAAAUAUAUCAUUUAUAACAUAGCUACCAUUUAAAAUUGUACUGCUGGCAUAUUUAUGGAAUUUAAAAGUACAAAUGACAGGUGCCAUGCUAAGCAGAGUUAUACUCUUCUAAGCCCAUUGACUUGAACAGAUUUAGAAGGGUAUAACUCAGUUUAGGAUUGCAUUGUAAGUACCAUUAGUGUCCUACAAACCAAAUUGCAAAUAUAUUGAGUUCUUGAAAGAGAGAGCUGCAAAGUGCUGGACUUUUAGAGCACAUAUCUUAAUUCUUGAGAUCUGAGAGGGAGAGGGAAUAUCAAAGCUGAAAUCAGAAUGCAAGUUUUGUAGUAAACAAACGAAAAAAUGAUAUUGGGACAGAUACAGUCUCCUACAGUCACAAUAAAACUAACAGUAUAUUUGGAUAUCAAGUUAAACUUCAUGUUGAAAACACCCAGGGCUCAUUUCGAGGGGGAACGCACCGGAACGCAGUUCCGGUAGUUCCCCAAAGAGGUCACGUCAGGUGGCCCCACCCACCUGACUCUCGGCCAUUUGGGGCCCGUUUCGGCCUGGAUUGGGGCCGAAACGGCCUGGAUCGGGCCUCUGACGGGUGGUGGAUCACUCUCCCGCUCAUCAGUGGCCCAACCCUGACCAAUUUGGGCCCCUUUUCAGCCAUUUUCAGCCCCUUUUUGCCAUGUUGGGCCUAAUUUGGGCCCUGAAUGGCCAGGAUUGGGUCCAACACAGCCAGUAUAGGUGAUGGCAAGAGGUGUGGCAUAUGCUAAUGUUAUGCUAAUGAGUUAUGCUAAUGAGUUCCUCCAGCUCUUUUUCUACGAAAUGACCCCUGAAAAUACCAAACUCUUCAAUUAUGUAUUAUCAUAAAACACUUUGCACGUGAAUUGAUGCCAAAGUGAUUCACAUUUAAACAAUAAACAUAUCCUUGAAAACAUUGUAUAUAUCUGCAGCAUAUAUAAGAAUUCUCAGUAUCUAAUGCUGUAGGAUGUCACAGAAAUACUUUCAUGCUAUACCUUUUGAGAAAAUAAAACUUUGUCUUAAAAAAGCAUUUCACUCAUUCCAAAAGAGAAAACAUGUCAUAGUAGUUUUUUUCAGUGCUCCCCAAAAUUCAACACUCCCUCUUAAAAAAAAAAUCCUUGGGGAUAGAAGUGUUUUUAAAAAAAUCACUUCAUAUCCUCUCCUCCUGAAGUGCUAUUAGGGGGAAAUCUACAUGGUUCCAGGCAUACAUGUGGGUUUCCCCAGGGGCACUUUUAAGCUGAGAAAAUGGUAAAGGGAAAAGCUGAAGCCCUUUGUCCAUAUGCACCACAAGUACUGAUCCUAACUGGGCAUUGACAAACAAGAAUGAAGAAUGUAUUGUUGAAGGCUUUCACGGCUGGAGAACGAUGGUUGUUGUGGGUUUUCCGGGCUGUGUUGCCGUGGUCUUGGCAUUGUAGUUCCUGACGUUUCGCCAGCAGCUGUGGCUGGCAUCUUCAGAGGUGUAGCACCAGAAGACAGAGAUCUCUCAGUG